Phyllostomus hastatus (greater spear-nosed bat) is the source of this 1176-nucleotide messenger RNA. RefSeq names its product interleukin 6 (gene IL6). NCBI's taxonomy places the organism in Eukaryota, Metazoa, Chordata, Mammalia, Chiroptera, Phyllostomidae. The transcript has 6 exons. The coding region runs from base 163 to 786 and encodes 207 amino acids. Gene Ontology annotation, biological process: positive regulation of cell population proliferation; T-helper 17 cell lineage commitment; immune response. Gene Ontology annotation, molecular function: cytokine activity; interleukin-6 receptor binding; growth factor activity. Gene Ontology annotation, cellular component: extracellular region. The record is from RefSeq and is a predicted model, not a curated record.
GUCUACGGUAGGUUUCUUCCCAGCUGCCUGUGGACACAAAUCAAGUCACACAGCAGGAGGAAGCUAUGAACACCAAGUUCCAGAAAAUGCAGCAAGGUCCUCCUUUGACAUCCCAUCAAAGAGGAAGAAAAGAGAGCUCCAUCUCCCUCCAGGAACCCAGCUAUGAACGCCCUCUGCACAAACACCUUCAGCCAGUUGGCCUUCUCCCUGGGGCUGCUCCUGGUGAUAGCUACUGCUUUCCCUACCCCCGUUUCCCUGGGAGAAGAUUCCAAAGAGGAGACCACCUCAAAGAGAUCACCACUCACCUUUCCAGAGCAAACUGAAAAACUUAUUAAGACCAUCAUGCUCGAAAUCUCUAAAGUGAAAGAUAAGAUGUGUGACAACCAUGAGGCAUGUAAAAACAGCAAGGAGGCACUGACAGAAAACAACCUGAACCUUCCGAAACUGACAAGCGGAGAUGGAUGCUUCCAAUCUGGAUUCAGUCAGAAAACUUGCUUGAUGAGACUCACCGCAGGUCUUGCAGAGUUUCAGGUAUACCUGCAGUACCUCCAGAGCACAUUUGAGGACAAUGCCAAGGCUAUGCAGAUGAGAAUCAAAGCCCUGGUCAAUAUCCUGAGGCAGAAGAGUCCAGAUGAAGAAGCCAUCCCUGAGCCCACCACAGACACUGGCCUGCUGGAGCAGAUGCGGUCGCAGAACGAGUGGAGGAAGACCACGACGACCCGCCUCAUCCUGCGGAGCCUUGAGGACUUCCUGCAGUUCACCCAGAGGGCUGUCCGGAUAAUGUAGCCGGCAUGUGAGAGGGCUGUACUUCAGGGACACUCCUUCCUCUGUUCAAAAAACUGUCCAAUGGGCACAUAACUUAUGUUGUUCUCUAUGAAGAACUAAAAAUAUGAACAUUAGGACACUAUUUUAUUACUUUUAAUUUAUUGCUAUUUAAGUAUGUGAUAUUGAGUUAAUUUAUAUAAGUGAUAUUUAUAUUUUUAUAAAAUGCCACUUGAAAUAUUUUAUGUGUUAGUUUUGAAAAAAUAACAUAAAAUCGUUAUACAGUUUGAAUACCCUCAUUUCAGAGCCAGAUCAUUUCUUGAAAUGUGUAGGCUUACCUCAAAUUGCUAACUUAUACAUGGUUUUUUAAAAAAAUAUUUAUAAUGUAUUUAUAUAAUGUUUAAAUUGUUUUUA